CAUGGGCAGAAGCAGUCUGUUGACGGUUGCUGUGGUGCUGAUUCUGGUAGCGAGGGCUGGCGGAGACCAGAAUGACCCCCUUUUUAAGUGCCUGGAAGACUCAGACUACGAGGAGCUUCUCCAUAUAGUGGAAAACGGGCUUCCCCCUACAAAGACACCACGCCACAUCGCCAUCGUCGGGGCCGGCAUGGCCGGGCUCACUGCCGCAUACUUCCUGGAGCAAGCGGGGCAUAAGGUGACCCUGAUCGAGGCCAGCAGACGCAUCGGUGGGAGAGUGGAGACGCACAGGGAUAAGGCAGAAGGCUGGUACGCUGAGCUCGGAGCCAUGAGGAUACCCAAUUUCCACAGAAUUCUGCAGAAAUUCAUCGAACAAAGGGGCCUCAAGCUGAACAAGUUCAUCGAGGAGGACAUCAACACGUAUUACCUGAUUAAAGGCCAGCUAAUGAAGACUUACAAAGUGAAGUACAACCCUGAUGUCCUGAACUACACCCUGAACGAGAGGGAGCGAGGAAAGUCCGCCAGCGAGCUCUUCGACAUGGCUCUGUGGAAGAUUAGAGAUGACUUGAAAAGAAGUGGAUAUAACUGCUCAGUGUUGAGAAACUACGACUCCUACUCUGUUAAGGAGUACCUGCUGAAGGUGGCUAACCUGAGCCACGGGGCAGUGCACAUGAUCGGAGACAUCCUGAACGAGAAUAGCUUCUUCUACACAGCGCUGACCGAGUCCCUGCACAUUCAGGCUGACAUCAACGACAACACCACGUACUCUGAAAUCACCGGCGGUUUUGAUCUUUUGCCAAAUUCGUUCUACCAGAUUCUGAACUCCACCAUCCUACGCAAUUCCACAGUGAGACGCAUCAGUCAGACCAAGGGUGGCGUGACUGUGUCCUACAACGGCCCUGCUAACCCCUCCAGUCUUAAAAGUCUCACGGCCGACUACGCCCUGGUGACAACCACCGCCAAGGCGGCGCUGCUCAUCGACUUCCAGCCGCCGCUGUCGGACGCGAAGAUGGUGGCGCUGCGGGCCGUGCACUACUCCAGCUCCACCAAGGUGGUGCUGACCUUCAGCGAGAGGUUCUGGGAGAAGGAGCACAUCAGGGGCGGGAGGAGCAUCACAGACCUUCCCUCGCGCUUCAUCUACUACCCCAGCCACAGCUUCCCAGGGAGAGGGGGGGCGCUGCUGGCCUCCUACACCUGCUCUGACGACUCCGCCCUCUUCCAAGGCAUGGAUGACGAGCGGCUGAAGGCGCUGGUGCUGAACGACCUGGUGAAGAUCCACGGGGAGGGCAUCCGCCGCCUCUACACCGGGGGCGUGGUGAAGAAGUGGGGCCUGGACCCCCACAGCCUGGGGGCGUUUGCCAUCUACACCCCCUACCAGCAGACCUGGUACGCCAACACGCUGUUUGCGAGGGAGGGCCGGGUCCAUUUCGCUGGAGAGCACACGGCCACGCCCCAUGCCUGGAUCGAGACUGCCAUGAAGUCUGCGCUGAGAGCGGCCAAGAACAUCACCCUGAGCAUCAGCGGCGUGCAGCACUGA
This is a messenger RNA of Megalops cyprinoides (Indo-Pacific tarpon), 1534 nucleotides long. It is a transcript of the gene il4i1, whose product is annotated as interleukin 4 induced 1. The coding region runs from base 2 to 1534 and encodes 510 amino acids. The transcript is spliced from 7 exons. The record is from RefSeq and is a predicted model, not a curated record. Gene Ontology annotation, biological process: amino acid catabolic process. Gene Ontology annotation, molecular function: L-amino-acid oxidase activity; polyamine oxidase activity. Lineage: Eukaryota; Metazoa; Chordata; Actinopteri; Elopiformes; Megalopidae.